Molecule: messenger RNA, 7370 nt
Organism: Drosophila willistoni
Lineage: Eukaryota; Metazoa; Arthropoda; Insecta; Diptera; Drosophilidae
Gene: Mgtor
Product: nucleoprotein TPR
Exons: 4
Coding region: 110-7195 (2361 amino acids)
Biological process (GO): mRNA export from nucleus; protein import into nucleus
Cellular component (GO): nuclear pore
Molecular function (GO): structural constituent of nuclear pore
Source: RefSeq, a predicted model, not a curated record
GGCAAAGAAAAAAAAAGUGCAUCUUGUAAAAAUCUCGUGAAAAAUAAAUUGUAAAAAAGCCGGCAAAGUUUUAAUUCACAUUUGAAGGAAAAGUAAUUCAACUACAACCAUGGAUCUCAGUGGUCCACAAUCAUUGAGUACUGUUCUUAAAGAGGAGGAACUUAAAUUGGUGCCAGAAGCUAUACAAAAGAAAUUGGCAGCCUAUAUAGAAAAAUUCUCAGACGAAUAUUGCAAGGAAAGAGCGGCGGCUCAUCGUCAAGCUGAAGCUGAACAAAAGGCUGAAGAUCUACAAAACCGCAUUGAUGACUAUUUGGUUAAAUUUACGAAUUUCGAGCAAAAUGUCCAGGAAUUGCGCACACAACUGGAUCAAGUAUCCGCCGAGCGUGCCCAGCUCUUGGAGAGGGUCAACAGCUAUGAUCAGAGUGUGUCCGACAUAAGGAAGGAUAAAAAUUCAAUUGUCGAGGAACGCGAUUCUCUGAUGAAGGUGAUCGAGCGACAGAAUGCAGAAUUGGAGCGUUUGAAACAGGAUGUCCAUAUGUAUCAGAAUCAAUUAAGCAAUGCCAUUGCAGCCAAAUGUGAGGCAAUUGCCCGAGUUGAUGAGAUACAGAGCAAGGAAGUUGCCCUGGACAUUAAGGAGCGGCGUCUGGAGAGCGAGCGUGCCAUGCUGCAGCAGGAGAUUCAAUUGGUAACUGGUGAUCUUAAUCGAACUUCAGCCGAAGUGCAGAACAUUCGUCGUGAGAACUCCAUCAGCACUUUGCAUCUGGAGGCCCGCCUUAAGGAGAAGACCGAUGAGGUUCAAUUGCUUCAGACACAAAAUGCUCAAUCCAACAAGACCAUUGAGGAUCUAAAUCGCAAGAUUGAAGGACUAAAUGAUACAAUAUAUCAGCAUAACAUGGCUACCGAAAAAUAUGUCGACACACUGAAGAAAGAGCUGGAUGCUAAAGAGAAGCUGGUGGAAAUUUACAAGAGCACGGAUGGCGAGAAUGUGGCCGAACGGAAUGAACUGCUCCAGGGCAUUUCGGAUAUGAAACGCAUGCUAAAUGAAGCCACCGAGGAAUAUGGACGAUUGGAGAACGAUAUGCUAGCCAUAAAAGAGAAACAUGGUCAAGAAGUGACCGAACUGAACAAGACAAUUGAUUCCCUCAGGCACGAGAUUCUACAUGCCAAUGACUUGCUUAAACAGUCGCAGGAACAGACCCUGGAGAAUGCCAUUUGCAAACUGGCUCCCAGUGCUGCGGUUGCCAGCCGCUUGCUGAAAUCGGAUCUCUCUCUAACCGAACUUUAUUCCAUGUACGCCAAGUCCCAAGAAGAUCUGGAACUUAAGAAUCGUGAAACUGCUCAACUGAAGCUGCAAAUGAAAUCUAUUCUAGAGGAGAUCAGUGAGAAUGUUCCAAGGUUUGAGAAGCAGACCGAAAACCUACACAAAUUGAGUGAAACGAAUGAUGUACUCAUCCAGCAACGCGACGAACUGAUGGAGAGUAAACUUUCCUUGGAUCAUGAACUGGAGAAAACUCGUUUUAAUCUGAACAAUUAUGCCAGAGAGAAUAGAAAGCUAAAGCAAACCCAAAGCGAUCUAAGUCGGCAAGUCUGCAUGCUCCUGGAUGAGGUGAAUUGUCUAAGGGCCGGAGUGACGCGUAAACGUCAAGAGGAUCAUGGCGUAUCUGGCGAUGAAAUAUCCAGUCAAGGUCUAAUCAACAAAAAUUUGGUCACUUUCGAAUCCAUUGCCGAAAUGCAGGAAAAUAAUGCCAAAUUGUUGGCUCUGGUACGUGAAUUGACUACCAGCCUGGAGGAAUAUGAGGAGAACAAUGACAAAUUGGCACUGCAACAGACGGAGGAGAAAUUAAAGAAAGCCACUGAACGUUUCGCCGAUAUGGAGGAGGUACUUGCCCAGAAAAAUCAAACCGUCCAAACGCUAUUGGCCAAAUGUGAGCGUUACAAGAAAUUCUUCUUUGAGGCCCAAAAGAAAUUGGGUAAAAAGACACCCAUCGAUCUGGAUGAUUCAAAUGCAGAGAUUAAUGACUCACUCUUCGAUACAUCAGCCAAUGCCAAUGCCGAAAGAACUAUCAGUCAAGAGGAAAGCGAAAAACUUGAACGUCGCAUACGCCAAUUGCAGGAACAGGUCGAGGAUGAGGCCAAGAAAUAUGCCUCACUCAAAGAGAAUUAUGAUUACUAUACCAGCGAAAAGCGUAAAAAUGAUGCACUGGCUCAGGAUCAAUUCGAUGCCAUGCGUAAGGAAGUACGCGAAUUGACAUCGGCCAAUUGCAAGUUGCUCAAUGCCUCUGAAUUCCAGAAGGAGCAAAUCGAAAUGCUGCACAAGAAUACAGAAACCUAUAAGCAGCAAAUCAAUGCUCUAGAAGAUCGUACCAAAAACUAUGAGAAAACCAUAAUUAAGCAUGAGCAGACAGUCCAUAUGCUGAAGGAUGAGGUAAUGUCGGCUCAUCGUAAACAGGCAGCAGCCGAUGCAGAGGCCCACAAUUUGCGUCACGAGAACCGUGUCCUGAAGGACACCGCAUCCCGGCUGCAAAUCGAAAGGGAAGGCUAUUACCGUGAACAUCAGAGUCAAUCUCUGUUGCUGAAUAACCUGGAGUAUAUCAAGUCGAAUUUGGAGCGCUCCGAGGCAGAGGGUCGUCUGCGGGUGGAGCAACGUCUGGAUGAUACACUCAGGGAAUUGGCCGCCCAACGUCGGCAUUUCCAGGAGGAAGAGGAGAAAUUCCGUGAGACCGUUAACGAACUGAAACGUCAAACCGAGACGGCCAUCAAACUAAAGGAGGAGGAGAAGCAACAGGCUGAGAAAUGGCAAGCCGAAUUGGUAACUGUUCGCGAGGAAUUAGCUCAAAAGAUUGAACAACUGAAUGAGUUGAGCAAAAAACUGCAAGAAAGUCUCACUCCCUCCAUCAAUGAGAAUCCCAUCACAGCGGCCAAUAAAAAGGCACGCGAAUUUGAAUUGAAAUUCGAACAGGCCAAGGUGGAAAUUGAAUCGCUUACCAAGGAAGUGGCCAAGGCCCGUGAACAUGGCCAGCAAUUUUACAAGAUGUCUCAGACAGGAGAAUCAGAAAUCAAACGCCUCCAUGACAUGCACACCGAAACGGUUCAGAAAUUGGAAGAGCAGAUCAAGCAGCUUAAGAAUUCCGAGGCAGAGCUUCAAACUCGCAUCACCGAUCUGGAGGCGGAGGCCUUGCUAUCCAAUGUCACCGAACAGAGCAAGAAUAUCAAUCAAUCGGAUCAAUUGAAAUUGGGUCAAGAGGAACUGAAAAAUGUCCUGGAGAAAUUAACCGAAUCGCAGCGUACUGUGCGUGAAUUGCGUUCCUCCAAUACCAAUUUGGCUGAAUCUCUCACCGCUGUGGAGGUUAAAUAUGCCAAUGAGAUGGUCUUGCAUUCGGCUGACAUACAAGAGUUGGCCAAAUUCAAGUCUGACUUCUUUAAGCUUCAAGAUGAACUGAAUGGUUUGAAAUCUGGUCGAGAAUCCCUGCAGACUGCCCACGAUGAGUUGGUAAAGGCCAAUGCGGAGGCCCAGAAACUGCUGGAUGAGGAGAAGGCCAACUCGGAGAGUCGUGUGGCUGAUCUAACUGCCCUCAAUUCCACACUCCAUGAUCAGAUUGAAGCUCUGACCACUAAAUUGGCGGCCAUUACACAAUCUGCAGCUAGUCUGAAUGAGUCAUCACUGCUAGAGCAGUCGUCCUCUCAAAUGGAUAUAUCCGAAGUUGUCUCUGGCGAGGAUAAUAAGAAUAAUGAACAACUCCUGAACAUUAUUAAAUUCUUGCGCAAAGAAAAAGAUAUAUUUGCAGCUAAGUUGGAUAUAUUGAAGGCGGAGAAUGCUCGCCUUGUGUCGGAGCAUACAAUCCAGCAAAAGAAGGUGGAUGAAUUGAAUGGCUAUCUCAAUCAGGAGCGUUCCAAGAGUCAAACAGAUGUCAUAUCGGCCAACAAGCAUGAGGAAGUUCUGCGAAAGAUUGAGACACUGAAUGCCAUCACCGAUAGUAAUCGCAUCUUGAGGGAGGAGCGCAACAAUUUAACGCGUCGUGUUACCGAAUUAACGGAUCGCAUUAGCAGUGUGGAGAAGGAACUAUUCCCGCUGCAAUGCAGCAACAAGGAACUAACCUCAAAGAUCGAAGAGCUCAAUGUGGAGAACACUUCGCUGCGCACCGAAGCUAUUAAAUGGCGUCAACGUGCCAAUGCUCUGGUCGAGAAGAGCAAUCGGAAUCCCGAGGAAUUCAAACGUUUGCAGUCGGAGCGUGAGCAUCUGGCCAAGUUGUUGACCAGUGAGAAAGAACUAUGCCGCAAGCAACAGGAGGAGGUGACACAACUGAAGACACGCCUUGACACCGAAGUCAACAACAUGGUCAAGGCAAUGCACACCCAAAACGAGGCCAACAAGAAACUGACGGAUGAGGCGGUGGUUUUACGUCAGGCCAAUGGACGUCAGACGGCGGAAUUGAUGGAACUAAAGAAUCGCCUGCUCCAGAAGGAGGAGCAACUGAUGAAGGCCAAUGAAGAUUUGGAGACAAAAGAUAAGGCCAUACAGGACAAGGAUACCAAGGAGCUGCAAUUGCGUAAAUUGGCCAAACGCUACAAGGAUUACUAUAUGGGUCUGCAGGCGCAAACGGGACAGACAGCCGAUACCAUCAGCGAACUGGAGAAGGUACGCUCCGAACUGGAUGAAGUUAAUGGCCAACUGAGAGCCUGCAAGGAGGAUCAAGAGAAGUUGACCCAGGCGAAUGAAGAGCUUAAGAAACGCGUCGAACCGCAAACAGAUGCAGCCAAUGCGGCAGUGCGUCAAGAGUAUAAGGCCAAAUUGGAUAAACUGGUGCUCGAUCUAACUGUGGCACGUACGGAUCUCGCCAAUCAAGAGACUAGCUUUGCCGGCACCCGGACCGUUUACGAUGAAAGCAUUGCCCGCCUGGAGAAGGAACUGCAGGACACUAUAACGGCCAAUAAGGAAGUUAAUUUAAGAUUAACCCGCGAAAAUGAAGCCCUUCACAUGCGUGUCAAUCAAUUGACUCGCCAAUUGGGCACCCAACAAUCCACCAAACCAUCGACCAGCUCAGUGGCUGAAAAGGGUAACAUUUCGGACUCCUCGCCGCGUACGGCCAAUGUUAAACCCAUGUCGGGAUCGGCCAUGGCCACGGUGCAGCAAUCGGCCACGGUUCAACCAUGGCGUGGCGGAGAAACCCCCUUGGCCAGUAUUAGACCCAUUUCGCUGCAAAAUAGAACUGCUGCCAUCUUGCCAACCAGUCAACAGCCCUCGGCGGGCAGUGCAUCCACCUCGACAUCAACAUCGACAUCGUCAUCAUCCUCGUCGUCAUCGUCGUCGACAUCGACAACCACUUCAUCUGCUUCGGCCAGCAGUGGAAGCAGCUCAGCUGUAGCAAACACAGCAUUGGUUCCGCCCCAGCAACAAGUUCAUACCACAGCAGGCAGUGCCGCCUUGGAAUCAAUGGCUUCCUCUUCGCCCACAUCUUCGCAUACGGAUUACAUGCCGUCGACAAGCUCGGCAGCUGUUGCCGUGGCCGCCAUUCCUCCAAUGGGCGCAAGUUCCGCCGCCGAGAGCUCUCAGGAAGCGGAGAGUAUUCAACACUCACAGCAAAAUGAUUCACAAUUGUUUGCCGGUGGCAGUGGGGCACAACAGCAGGUGGUUGCCCUGGUGUCACCCAGAGUAGAGGGAUCUUCGUCCACAUCCACGUCGACUUCUACGGCAAGCAGUGCUACAAGUGCUACAGUGCCAAGUGUCCAGCAGGAUGCCUCAACACAACAACAACCCAGCACUUCGGGCAGCAGUAGCAGCUCCUCCACUGUGGUCAGUAGUCACAGUCGUCACACACCCUCCAGCAGUAGUGUGACCACAACUCAGGCUGUAAAGCGACCCCGGGAUGUCGAGGGUGACUCAUCCACCAAUGCGGAUGGGGAAGGUGUUCCCGAGAAAAUGGCCAAGUUGACCAAACGAUUGCGUGCUCCGAUGCACAGUGGGGAACUAUCGGCUGGACAUAUUGGUGACUCUGGCAUGGAUGUGGAUCAAAUGCCAACAUCGUCUCAGCGUGAUCAGGAAGAUGAGAUACAGGUUGUGGAUUCGGACGAUGAGGAGGAGGAUGCUCUGGUUGAAGGCGAUGCCAUUGAUGGCGGCGAAGCGGAACAGGUGGGCUAUGAGGAUUCCUAUGAACAGGAUAAUGAUAUGAUGGAUGACAAUGAGAAUGGCGAUGAUGAGCAUGUAAUGGCCGCCGAUGCCCAGGAUAACAAUGAGGUGGACAUUGAAGAGACCCAGCAACAGCAGUUGGAAGCCCAGGAGGAGAGUCAACUUCUGGAUAGUCAAGCGGUGGCCGCCGUUGCUGCCUCAGUUUCCAAUCAGGAGAAUAACCAGAGCCAAGCCAUUACCAGUGGCAGUGGCGAGUCUUCCAAUCCGGCUGCUUCAACCUCAUCCUCUGCUGCUUCUGCUCGUCGCAAUGAGAGUGGUUCAGUAGAAAUUGUCAGCUCAGUUGAACAGCCCGUGGCAGGAGUCGAAGUUACGGGAGCACAGGCCAAAGAUGUGCCCGAGGAGAGUGCUGGUACCAGUUCCGUCGAUGCCGGCACAUCUUCUGCAGUGGCUAGCUCACCACAAAAGACAAGCGAGGCAGUCGGUGGAGGAGCUGGCGAAGGCAAUGUAAACGAAGCCAAUAAACUGCCCGAUAUGAGCGCCGCUGCCUCAACUGGAGCAGAGCAUAAUGCCAGCGAAGCCGACGAAGCAUUUGCCGAGGAAACAGAAUCCACCCAGGCGGAAGAGUCCCAACAGCAAGCAAAUGAAAAUCAAAAUGUUGGCACUAGCCAAUCAUCCGAGGUCUCUGAGAAUCAGGGAAAUCAGGGCGAUAAUCCAGCUGAGGAAAACGAAGGUACCGAUGGCGUCUCCUCCGAGGGCGAGAAACAGGCUGUCGAAGUGGAGGAAGAGGGACGCGAAGCGGAAGCCACUUCACCCUCAGAAAAUACACGCUAUCGCACUUUGCGCAGUGGCGUACCCACGAGACGAGGCGGUCGUUCCAUGAAUCGUGGCAACACGGCCACCAAUCCGAAUCGACCACCUCGCAUUGUCUACGGUGAGAGUUCUCCAGGCGUCAGUAUGCGUCAGGAUCAGGGUGGACCAAAUAAUCGCAUUUUCGCUCCCCGCACUCGCAGUCGGCGUCCCCUCCGUCGACCAGCUCCCAACAACUUCAACAAUGGCGGACGCUACCAAUAGGCCGAGUUAUUAACGCCCGGCGAGUCGGCAAUAGGCUGACUUUAAUCAACGCACAUUCAUAUUAUUAUUGGUAGCUCUAAGGCAUCGUGAAAAACUAAAACUGACUUAAGAUUUUUAUUCUAUCGUCAUCAUAAAUACAUUAAAUUACUCAAUAAAUUACAAUUAAUCAAUGAGA